GGCCGGCGGCGCUCCGCCUGCAAGCAGCCUGGGCGCGCGGCUCCCGGCUCGGGGCCUCCCGGUCCGGCCCCCGCCUCCCGCCUCCCGCUCCGGCCGCCGGCCUCGCAGGCUCCGCCGCCGCCGCCGAGCGUGAAUGAAAGGCGGGCGCCGCCGGGGGCUGGCUGCAGGCGCCGCGGUGACGCGGCCCCGCGGGAGGCGCCAGCCCCGCGGAGAUGUACGGUGUGUGCGGCUGCUGUGGCGCCCUGCGCCCCAGGUACAAAAGGCUGGUUGACAACAUCUUCCCUGAGGAUCCCGAGGACGGCCUGGUGAAGACCAACAUGGAGAAGUUGACCUUCUACGCCCUCUCGGCUCCAGAAAAGCUAGACCGGAUCGGCGCCUACCUCUCCGAGAGGCUCAUCCGGGAUGUGGGUCGUCAUCGAUAUGGGUACGUGUGCAUCGCUAUGGAGGCGCUGGACCAGCUGCUCAUGGCCUGCCACUGCCAGAGCAUCAACCUCUUCGUGGAGAGUUUCCUCAAGAUGGUGGCCAAGCUGCUGGAGUCAGAGAAGCCCAACCUGCAGAUCCUGGGCACCAACUCGUUUGUGAAGUUUGCCAACAUCGAGGAGGACACCCCGUCCUACCAUCGGAGCUACGACUUCUUUGUGUCCCGCUUCAGUGAAAUGUGCCACUCCAGCCACGAUGACCUGGAAAUCAAGACCAAGAUCCGAAUGUCAGGCAUCAAAGGGCUGCAAGGGGUGGUGAGGAAGACGGUGAAUGAUGAGCUGCAGGCCAAUAUCUGGGACCCACAGCACAUGGACAAGAUUGUCCCAUCGCUGCUCUUCAACUUGCAGCACGUCGAAGAGGCCGAGAGCCGGUCCCCCUCGCCCCUCCAAGCGCCGGAGAAGGAGAAGGAGAACCCGGCAGAGCUGGCUGAGAGGUGCCUUCGGGAACUGCUGGGCCGGGCUGCCUUUGGCAACAUCAAAAAUGCUAUCAAGCCUGUUCUCAUCCACCUGGAUAACCAUUCUCUGUGGGAACCCAAGGUGUUCGCCAUCCGUUGCUUUAAAAUCAUCAUGUAUUCAAUUCAGCCGCAGCACUCCCACCUGGUUAUCCAGCAGCUCCUGGGCCACCUGGAUGCCAACAGCCGCAGUGCGGCCACCGUGCGCGCGGGCAUUGUGGAGGUGCUGUCGGAGGCCGCUGUCAUCGCCGCCACCGGUUCUGUGGGGCCCACGGUGCUGGAGAUGUUCAACACGCUGCUGCGGCAGCUGCGGCUCAGCAUCGACUACGCCCUGACCGGGAGCUACGACGGGAGCUACGACGGGGCGGGCGUCAGCCUGGGCACCAAGAUCAUCAAGGAGCACGAGGAGCGCAUGUUCCAGGAGGCCGUCAUCAAGACCAUAGGCUCCUUUGCCAGCACGUUGCCCACGUAUCAGCGCUCAGAGGUGAUCCUCUUCAUCAUGAGCAAGGUCCCGCUGCCCUCUCUGCAUCACCCCGUGGAGACGGGGAGGACCGGAGAGAACAGGAACCGGCUGACCCAGAUUAUGCUGCUGAAAUCCCUCCUUCAGGUGUCCCUAGGUUUCCAGUGCAGCAAUAUGAUGUCAGCCCUGCCCAGCAACUUCCUGGACCGCCUUCUGUCCACCGCCCUCAUGGAUGACCCAGAGAUCCGUCUCUUCGUUCUAGAGAUUCUCAUCAGUUUCAUUGAUCGUCAUGGCAACCGCCACAAGUUCUCUUCCAUCAGUACCCUCAGUGACAUCUCUGUCCUGAAGCUGAAAGUGGACAAGUGCUCCCGACAGGACACCGUCUUCAUGAAGAAGCACUCCCAGCAGCUCUACAGACACAUCUACCUGUGCUGUAAGGAGGAAACGAACACACAGAAGCACUACGAGGCCCUCUAUGGCUUGCUGGCGCUCAUCAGCAUCGAGCUGGCCAACGAGGAGGUGGUGGUAGACCUCAUCCGCCUGGUGCUGGCUAUUCAGGACUUGGCCCAGGUCAAUGAAGAGAACUUGCCUGUAUACAACCGCUGUGCCCUCUACGCGCUGGGCGCGGCCUACCUGAACCUCAUCAGCCAGCUCACGACAGUGCCAGCCUUCUGCCAGCACAUCCAUGAGGUGAUAGAGACCAGGAAGAAAGAGGCCCCGUACAUGCUCCCCGAGGACGUGUUUGUGGAGAAGCCCAGGCUGUCUCAGGAUCUUGAUGGAGUGGUGAUUGAGUUCCUCUUCCGCCAGAGCAAGAUCAGUGAAGUCCUGGGGGGCAGUGGCUACAAUUCAGACAGGCUCUCCCUGCCCUACAUCCCUCAGCUGACAGAUGAGGAUCGCCUGUCCAAGAGGAAGAGCAUUGGAGAAACCAUUUCCCUGCAGGUGGAGGUGGAAUCUAGGAACAGCCCUGAGAGGGAGGAGCGAGUACCAGCAGAGGAGAUCACCUAUGAGACGCUGAAGAAGGCCAUUGUGGACAGUGUGACGGUGGAGGAGCAGGAGCGCGAACGGCGGCGGCAGGUGGUGGAGAAGUUCCAGAAGGCGCCCUUCGAGGAGAUCGCAGCUCACUGCGGGGCCCGGGCGUCACUGCUGCAGAGCAAACUCAAUCAGAUCUUUGAAAUCACCAUCCGGCCCCCGCCCAGCCCAUCAGGAACCAUCACCGCAGCCUACGGCCAGCCUCAGAACCACUCCAUCCCCGUCUACGAGAUGAAGUUUCCAGACCUGUGUGUAUACUGAAUUCCAAGAGGUGGAGCUGCUUGGAGGGGUGGGCCUGAGGGAGGGGCUCACCCUCACACCCCACCCCUACUACCUGCAAGUCUAACAGGGAUCUCAGAAAUGGUCACCUUCCCACCUAAACAAGGUAGAGCCCCAGACCCUCCCGCUUCCCCUGUGUCUCCCCUGAGGGGUUGGCUACCUGCCCCUCUAGGACCAAUAAGCCUCUCAACUGUUCCCUUUAGUCUCCUUUGUGUCAGCGAGGGGACAAGA
Myotis myotis is the source of this 2930-nucleotide messenger RNA. RefSeq names its product EFR3 homolog B (gene EFR3B). NCBI's taxonomy places the organism in Eukaryota, Metazoa, Chordata, Mammalia, Chiroptera, Vespertilionidae. Bases 213 to 2681 code for a protein of 822 amino acids. Gene Ontology annotation, biological process: protein localization to plasma membrane. The record is from RefSeq and is a predicted model, not a curated record. Gene Ontology annotation, cellular component: plasma membrane. The transcript has 23 exons.